UCCCCGCGGCAGCGGGAGCGGCCUGGUGACAGCGGCGGAAGUGGCCGGCUGGCUGUAAGAACGUAGGGUGGCGUGAACCGGAACCGCAGCCGCGGCCGACGCGGGCGUGACGCGAGGAGGCCUGAACGAGCCGCGUGUGCCGAGCCGCGGGCGCCCACGGGGCCGUGAGAAAGGAGAGGUUGCGGCCUGUCCCCAAGCUACCGCCGGCAUGAGCCACUUCCGGAUCCCGCCAGGGCUCACGGAGCUGCUUCAGGGCUACACUGUGGAGGUGCUGCGACGGCAGCCGCCCGACCUCGUGGAGUUUGCAGUGGACUACUUCACCCGCCUGCGCGAUGUUCGCACCCCGGCCGCCGCCGCCCCCUCAGGUGACUCCGAGCCCGAGCCUGACGCGGCCCCUGACGCCCAAGAGAGCAGCGACUCGGAGGUCGAGGAGGACCUGGAAGUUCCGGUUCCCAGCAGAUUUAACAGACGCGUAUCAGUCUGUGCAGAGGCUUUUAACCCUGAUGAGGAAGAAGAAGAUACUGACCCUCGGGUGAUUCAUCCUAAAACUGAUGAACAGAGAUGCAGACUUCAGGAAGCUUGCAAAGAUAUUCUUCUUUUCAAAAAUCUUGAUCAGGAACAGCUUUCUCAAGUCCUGGAUGCCAUGUUUGAAAGGACAGUCAAAGUGGAUGAGCAUGUGAUUGAUCAAGGAGAUGAUGGAGACAACUUUUAUGUCGUAGAAAGGGGAACGUAUGACAUUUUAGUAACAAAAAAUAAUCAAACGCGUUCUGUUGGUCAGUAUGACAACCGUGGUAGUUUUGGAGAACUAGCUCUGAUGUACAAUACUCCGAGGGCUGCUACCAUUGUCGCCACCUCUGAAGGCUCCCUGUGGGGAUUGGACCGGGUGACUUUCAGAAGAAUCAUAGUGAAAAACAAUGCAAAAAAGAGGAAGAUGUUCGAAUUAUUUAUUGAGUCUGUGCCACUUCUUAAAUCGUUAGAGGUGUCAGAACGAAUGAAGAUCGUGGAUGUGAUAGGAGAAAAGAACUAUAAGGAUGGAGAGUGUAUAAUCACUCAGGGUGAUAAGGCUGGCAGCUUUUACAUUAUGGAGUCUGGUGAAGUGCGCAUCAUGAUUAGGAGCAAGACUAAAAUAAACAAGGAUGCUGGAAGCCAGGAGGUUGAGAUUGCCCGCUGCCACAAGGGGCAGUACUUUGGAGAGCUUGCACUGGUCACCAACAAACCUAGAGCUGCUUCAGUAUAUGCAGUUGGAAAUGUCACCUGCUUAGUUAUGGAUGUUCAAGCAUUUGAGAGACUUCUGGGGCCCUGCAUGGACAUUAUGAAGAGGAACAUCUCACACUAUGAAGAACAGCUCGUAAAGCUGUUUGGGUCCAGCUUGGAUCUGACUGACCCUGGACAAUAGAUAUGCCGCAUCCCAGAGCCGUCUCAGUGACCAGAGCCUUCUGGUCAGCCACAGAACACAUACAGAAAAUAGACACGACAGAACUGUUCCUGCUGUUGCCACCACUGCUUUGAUUGCUGUGGUUUGGGGCAUUUAGAAAAUUUGAAGGUCAGCAUUAAAGGAUGAGCAGAGGUUUGACCCACACCUCCACUUUGCUUUGGAAAGCCCAUUAUUAAACCACUUGUAAUGAUUACUCCAACCCAGUUUUCGCAUCUUUGGUUUAGAAUGGCAUGUCUUUCCAACAAUUUAAGUGCCUGAUAUAAAGUCCAAAGUGUAAACAUCCUCCUUUCCUCUCUUGCUGCUACUCUUGCUUUUGGAAUUUACCAUAAAGUCUUCAGAAACCUGUUGUAUAACUGUAGACACCCUUCUCCCGUCUUUUUCAAGGGAAGAAAUGUAGCCUUCAGUCUCUUCAUCUGUCCUUUGAGAAAGUCCACAAUGUGUUCACAAUUGCUGCCUUUGGUUUUGUAGUAGAAAAUGGUAUCAGAUGUGAUGGAGCUCUCGGUCCACUGGCAUUAUUCGGCCUGCUAACAGCUUCACACAUUAUGGCUGUUUUCAAAUCCACGGUGAUGCUUACGGAAAGGCAUGGCAGGUUAGUAUUCCAAAGCAGACUGAGGUUAGUAGAACCCAUGUUAGAGCAAAAAUAAUUGAAUUCAGCACAUUUUACUAGUGGUAGAGAGCAAGGAAAGGUUUUCUGGGUUAGAGGUUUUUUUCUUUUGGUGAAUGUUUUGUUUAACCUCUGCAGUUUGUAUAAAUGAAUGGUCAUCCAUUUAUAAGGAGCCAGGGGUGGCCAUUUAGUUCAUUUGGUUAGAGCAUGGUGCCAGUAGAAGUAGCCCGGGUCUGGAGGUGCCAUUACUUUAUCUGAGCUAAGUACUUUCCUCAGUAGGUUCAGCUAUUUCUUGUUGCCAGUUGCUUCUACUAGCUAAUGGCAGUAUGCAGAAAAGUACUGCACAGAUAGCCCAUUCCUUCUCCUUGAGUUGUUGCAUAGUUUGGUUGUUGAACUAUCAAUUUUUGAAUUCUUUAGAAGCUUUGCUUUGCUCUUCUCUUUUAAGAAAGUAUUUCUUGGCUGGGUGUAGUGGAGGACACCUGUAGUCCCAGCACUCAGGAGGCUAAGGCAAGAUUUCUGUGAAUUCAAGGCCAGCCUGAACUACAGAGUGAGACCCUGUCUUAAAAAAAAAAAAAAUUUUUUUUCUCUGUUGGGGAAUGCCCCUUGGGAUGUAUUUAUCUAUAUGGAGCUUGUCAGCUGCCUCAGCCAUUCAUUCUAAAGUUCAACUCUGUGUUAGUUUCUAAAAAUUGACAUCAUUGGAACUGGGGAUAUAGCUCAGUGGUAGUGUACUGACCCAGCAAGCGUGAGGCCCUGGAUUCAGUUCUCAGCACCACACAAAAGAAAACAAAAGGCAUCAUUUACAGUUUCAUAGAAUUACUGUGAAGAUCUUUUUAAUUAAAUGUUGGGACAUGUGGGGCUCUAAUUGCUCAUCUGCAAAGACAGUAAUUUAACCUGCAUUUAAAACAUUUGUAAACUUUUAAUUUUAGCAGGUAAAAUUUAAUGAAUUGUCCUAAUUAGCUGUAUUUCAGAAUGAUUUUUUUCUUCAGAAUGAUUUAGAAUGAGAUGCUACAAGAGAUCCAUGAAGUAAGACUCUUUCAGACUACCCUGGGUAACCUGUGUUGGAAUUCUCAGAAUCAUGAAAGGUUGUAUGUAACUAAUACUCCAAAACAGGGAGCUGGCACUGGGAAAGCACAUGUGGUGAUCUCACAUUUUCCUAAGGUUCUUCUUUUCUAUGGUGUUGCUUUAUUAUCAAGUAAAUUGAGAAAGCAGGUCUUGUACUUUAAAAGAUAAGAACCACACCUGUUUCUUGCAAAGAUAGCAGGUGCACUAGGAUUCAAGAGUGACCCAGAAGUCCAACCUCAGACCUUGUUAGGACUGUGUUUGAAUGCUGAGAAGAUGCCCCUUGCCACUUCUUCAUGCCAGCAUUGGUUAGGGUGGUCUGAAUCCUGUGCCAGUUACUGGUAGGUAGGGACCUUCUCACAAGUCCCACUAUGUCUUUCCUUUCACAAAGCCAUCCUUGACACCCUGACACACUGAUGGUUACCAUUUUACAGGUUAGAAUUCAUCAUGUUCAUGUCCUGCUGCUCCAACUCCAAUGGACAUAGGCUUAUCAGUUCAGACCCUCACUGCAUGUGAGUCCCCUGGGUCAGAGGAGUGAGAGAGUGGCCCCCAAGCUUGAAGGAAGCAUUAAAGGGAGCAGCAUGAAUGGGAAAGAGCAAACCCAUUACCAUAGUGUUCCAGUUCCCUUUGCAGCUUGGAGAAUCAGAGGUAACAGACUGAGUUUGACUGAGGCCUGAGGUAUCCCCAUUGUGCCAAGCGAGCCUGGCACUGACAGCUGAGCCUUGCAGGGAGGAAUGCAUGUUGGAAAGAGAUUCCUUUGUUGUUUCAUGUUUUCUUCUAAGGGUUGGAGCUUUAUGCCCUCCUUCCUAUCUUUGUUGUUGAUUUUGGAUGGCACAAUGUUUCUGAUAGGCUUAGGCUUAAGGUCCAACCUGUAGUGUUUUCCUUCCUUUUGGCCCUGUUUUUCUUACACUCUCUUGGCUGAAUUUUCUGAAGGAAAGUUUUGUGUGUUCUUGUCCUCUUGGUUCAUAGUCGUCAUAUAGAAUUAUAUUGUAUAUAAUUGCUAUAUAGUCUCAGAAACCGGAAGAGAGCUUUUCUUUGAGCAGCUUAGUGAGUGAAUUCAGCAGCAAAGUGGGAAGUAGUCCACCAGCCAGGAGAGAUGGUGUUUGUCCCAAGUGCCCAGAUUCUGGGCAGGGCACAAUGGACACAGCGUGUUGUGUUGUGUCACAGAGUACAAUCUGCUUAGAAAAAGUGGAAGCAUUUUGCAUAGAGACAAAGGAAAGGGACCCACAAAUGUCAUCUUUUAUCUUUUGUUUUCAAUGGGCUGAUGUUGGAAUUUUUGUUUUUGACAUGUAUUUGUAAAAUCAAUCUUACCAAGAUACAAGUUGUUUUGAUUUUUCACUAUUAUUACCUCUUCUUCCUCCUGUCUUGACUGCUGAUGUUCCUUAGUGAUUGUAAUGUCGAUUUUAUGGGAAGCAGCCUUUCCAUGGGUUUCCUUUACACACUGGCAGGGCUAUCUUUAUACUUAAAAAAAUAGUAAGAUAACUGUCACUAACUUCAUGGCGGAUUUGCAGAAAAUCAUUUAGCCCACUGUGAUUGAAGGGUAGAGCCUUCAUUGUUUUUUAAAGCUUGUAAUAAAUGAUACCUAAUUCAGCAUUAUUGUGCUACCUCAAGGGUAAAAAUGUUUUAAGGUUAUUUUGGUCCUAAGUUCUACAUACAGUGUUUGAAAUGUCUUUCAAUUGGAGUUAUUUUUUAAGUCAUUGGGGUGAAUCUUGUUUUAACCUGUUUUAACUUGUAUUUUAAUCUCAGAAGAAUGAUUGGAAAGCAGUUUUUGUUUUAUGGUAUUGAACAUAUUUAUAAUUAAAAGUCAUUAAGAAUUAAAUCAUUAUUUGCCAUAAACAAAGUUGGAAUUUUUAAAAAGGAAACUCUAGAGCUUGGCUUCACUCUCGGUUAAUAAAGGCUGACAAAUCAUUAAAAAAACCCUGAACUAUAGACUUUAGAUGUGUAAUCUCCAUUUGUUCCAGGGCUUACAAAGUUUGGAUAGGCAUAAAGGAGUCCCAGUAGCAGAGGCUCCAGGUAGGCCAAUAUCGUGUGGAUGAAUGAAGCAGAGGUGAAUCUCAGAACACCAGAGGUACCCAGGGAGUACUGAGUCCUUAAGGAGACCAGACUAGAUGGUGACACUGGCAGCUGGAAUUGGGAGAGAAAUGACUGAAAUCAGCUUUCACACUUCCUCCUGUUCACAAGUCCUAUCCCCCCCCCCCCCCCCCGCUGCCUUUAAAGUGUCAAGAAUGAAAUUUCUUCCCUGGAAAUUCAAUAAGAAUUUGGAUUGAAGGCAGUUUGAAAAGGUUUUGACCUAGAUUGUGAUUGAAAUAGUAAUACUUGAGUUUGACUGUAGGUGUACUAAAGUAGGCCAAUGCUUACCAACUUUUAUUUUCCAGCUGUAAAACAGAAAUAGGACUUGUAAAAGUGAAAUGGAUAUUGAUGCCAAAAUAAAGAUAUGACAUUUUUACUGAUA
Heterocephalus glaber (naked mole-rat) is the source of this 5550-nucleotide messenger RNA. Its product is annotated as cAMP-dependent protein kinase type II-alpha regulatory subunit. Gene Ontology annotation, molecular function: cAMP-dependent protein kinase inhibitor activity; protein kinase A catalytic subunit binding; cAMP binding. The record is from RefSeq and is a predicted model, not a curated record. Gene Ontology annotation, cellular component: cAMP-dependent protein kinase complex; cytosol. Lineage: Eukaryota; Metazoa; Chordata; Mammalia; Rodentia; Bathyergidae. Gene Ontology annotation, biological process: negative regulation of cAMP-dependent protein kinase activity.